Molecule: messenger RNA, 4209 nt
Organism: Nymphalis io (European peacock)
Lineage: Eukaryota; Metazoa; Arthropoda; Insecta; Lepidoptera; Nymphalidae
Product: TAR DNA-binding protein 43-like
Exons: 1
Coding region: 169-1404 (411 amino acids)
Biological process (GO): regulation of gene expression
Cellular component (GO): nucleoplasm
Molecular function (GO): RNA binding
Source: RefSeq, a predicted model, not a curated record
ACAGUUCAAACUAUGUUGUCAACCAUCAAAUUGCAAUGGGUUCCUAACCCGUAGCUGACGUAUUUUAUAUUUAUAUGAAAUAUAAGUUGUACAGAUUUAAAAUAUAAGUGAAUUAGCAGUGUUUGUUUUUAUCUAAUAUUAUUUAAUAUAGUUCAUGAUUAAGAAAUAAUGUCCUUCGAGUACUUGCCCGUGGCCGAAGAUGAAAAUGAAGAACCCAUAGAACUUCCCAUCGAAGAAGAUGGAACGUUGAUGUUAACAACAGUGUCUGCGCAAUUUCCUGGAUGUUGUGGUCUUAAGUAUCGGCAUCCUGAGACUAAAACAUUUAGAGGUAUCAGGUUAAGAGAUGGCAGAUUGUACCCUCCUCCAGAAGGUUGGGGUAAUUACUUGUACAUCUGUAGCUUUCCGAAGGAAAAUAAAAGAAAAUCAGGUGAAAGUUCAGAAACUUCUUCAAUCAAAAGUAAACGAAAUGAUAAUCUUUGCUCUGAUUUAAUAGUUUUGGGCUUGCCAUGGAAAGCUACUGAACAAACUGUACGUGAGUACUUUGAGAAGUUUGGGGAAGUUCUAAUGGCACAAUUAAAGCGCGAUCCUAAAACUGGUAUGUCAAAAGGUUUUGCGUUUAUACGUUUUUCAUCUUACACAUCUCAAAUGAGAGUAUUAGCACAGAGACAUAUGAUUGAUGGUCGCUGGUGUGAUGUACGGAUACCCAAUUCUAAAGAAGGUUCAGUAACAUCAAUGCCUUGCAAGGUUUUCGUUGGACGCUGCACUGAAGACCUAACAGCUAAUGAUUUGAGGGAAUAUUUCUCACAGUUUGGUGAAGUUACCGAUGUUUUUAUUCCAAAGCCAUUUAGAGCAUUCAGUUUCAUAACAUUUUUGGAUCCUGAAGUCGCACAAAGUCUAUGUGGUCAAGACCACAUUAUAAAAGGAGUAUCUGUUAAUGUGUCAAAUGCAUCACCUAAACAAAAUAAAAGUGGAUCAAAUCAACGAAACUUACCAAGUAGAAAUUAUGAUGAAGGACACCCACAUAAUGCAUCAAAUAACAACUCUUGGAGUAACCGUAAUAUGGACAUGGUAAACAUGCAAGCUUUAGGCCUAUCAGGACAACAUGGUCAGACUGCUGUAGCUGGGGGUGGAGGUCAAGGACAAGGAGGCAGUAUGCCCCUUGGCAUGGGGGGCUUACCAGUAAAUCAGGCACUUGUAGCAGCAGCAUUGAAUCAAGCAGCUGGGUGGGGUUUGAUUAACAAUAUACCAUCUGCGGGUUCAGAUCAGGGUGCCUUUGCAGGACCGGGAUCAUCAGCUCCACCUGCUCCCCCAAAUUUUCUAUCAUGGAUGCAACAAGGUAAUUCUGCACAGGGACCUUCUAGUCAGUGGGGACAAAGACAUCAAUCCCAAGGCCACUCCGUUUGAACCAGUGUCUGAUUUGAUAAGCUCACAAUAAUCUCUGUGAUUGUAGCAAGAAUUAGAUAAUUAUUAUUUGUCAUUAUCUACAAAGCAAAUGGGUUGUUCUGUCGGUGAAGAGUGGUUUGCUAAUGAUGUUAUUAAUUUAUUAUGGAAUUGCUUGUGUUUUGUUGUUUUCUUGAUACUAUAACUGUUAAAAUUGCAUAGGUAAAACAUUGGAAACAUUUAAAUCUGUAGGUAGUGCCUUUAUUUUGCAAAUAUUAGGUAAUUGUUUGUGUGCUUUUUAAUUUCAAGUAAUUUUACUUUUGACUAUGUUUAGCCCACAAUUAAAAAUUGCAACAAUAUAAUGUUUUAAAAUAAUAAUUUGAGUGAAACCCCGUUAUAUAUAUUUUAUAUACAAUAUUAAAAUGUCUUCAUUUUGUAUAACAAUGAAAUAGAAUGAUUAUAAAUCUUAAUUUUUCUUAUUGUUGUUGUAUAAUAUAUUUUUAGUUGAUGGGUUUCUGUUAAUUCCUGUCCUGUAUUUCAACUAGUUAGACUUUUUAAUUUGGUACUUUCAUGGCUUUUGGAUAUGAUUAACUGAAGUUAGGUAUUUGGGACAGUUAUGUUAAAACCAUAAUAUUAAAAUUAUUUCUUAUAAAAGUUUGUUGCUAUAUAUUGUAUGUUAUUUUGAGUCGCAUAUUCAAAAUAUUUAACAAUUUAUACAAAAGUAUAUAUGAGCUUGUUUUAUUCUACAUAUUAUACAUACAUUGGUGUUGUCAUAUUUUCUUACCCAACAUUUUAUACAUCCCAAAAAUAAGUUGUACCUAUCAUAGAUUAAGUGUACUGUGCUUUGUACAUUAAUAGAUAUAUGUUUUUACAACAGACUGUUGAAGGUUCAUACUUGUAUAGUAAAUGAUAGAGCUCUAUUGAUUGUUAUCAUUGUUUAUCAAAUAAUGUUGAUUAUUAUAAAUUUAUUAUGUGUGUUUCCUCAGGAUAUGUGCAAAUUGAGGGUAAAUGUCUAUUUUUGACUAAAUAAAUGGCUAGAUAUCUUUGUGACUUAGCAAUGUGGAAUUGUUCGAAGAAUGGGUACCUAGCUAUAGAUAUAUUUAAUCCACUGGCAGUAUGAAAAAGUGAACAUAAUUGUAGAGAAGAUCUAAAUGAUGUUGGUACAAAUUUUAAGACUGUAACUAAUUUUCCAUAAAUUAUAUAAAUGAAAUAGUUUAUAAUAUAAAUAUAUAUUUACAAAUUAGUGCAAAUAUAAAAUUUGAAGUCAAAUCUUGAAAUAAAAAUUAUAAACAAUUAAUCUUUAAAAAUGAUGUAAACUUUACGAAAAGAAAGACACCAUUUAUUUAAACUUGAUUGUAUAUUGUUUACAGUUACAAAAUGUCAGAGAUGGAAAUGUAGUGUAACAUUAUUAUAUAAAACUAACAAAAUAAAAUGACACUGUUUGAUUAAAUAACAAUUUGACUGGGAUAACCACAUUAAUAAUUAAAUAAAAUUUACCACUUAAACUACACCUGCACUUGAAAUUUAAAAAAUGUCUAUUACUUAAGUCAGUGGAGUUAUUUAUAUAGUUUUUAAAAUCAUUUUUCUGAUUCUUCUUUUUCAUUUAACUUGUUUUAAGAAAAAAAUAUGUUAUCUAUACAUGAUUGUAUUGAUGAUGAGUGAUAAUUAUAAAAAAUACUAAACCAUCUAUAUACAUGGGUACCUAUUCAACAUAUUUGUAUAUUUAUACUUCAAAUUGAAUAAUUAUGCUUUGUGUUUUUUAUUUAUAAUUCUUUGAAUAAUUUUGUUUUCAUUUGUAUUUAAAGUUUUUUUGUUUUAUUAACUUAUUUAAAAUUGACCAAAUAUGGUUCUUAUUAGUGCCUGUUAUAUGAAUAGAUUUUAAUGUCUGAUGAAUAUUACCUGGAAAAAAUAUAAUUUUAUAAGCUAAAAUGUCAAUUUGAUUACAUAUAGAAUAGAAUAAAGAGAUGGAAUGGUAUGUCAAAUCAAGCGUAAACAUUGGUGACUGACCAAUAUUACCAAAUAAAACAAUAAUUUUACAUCUUUAGUUCAAUUCAUAAAGUGCAAUAUGUACUCUAUAAUUGCCUUUAAAUAAUCUAAAGCUACAGUGCUAUCACAUACAUGUUUCAAACAUGGAUCAUCCAUUUUCAAGUGUGUGCUUAGUCAUGAUUUACAAUGUACCAUUAUUAUUAAAAUCCCACUGACUUCAAUAGGAUCAAACAAACACGGUGCUAAAAGGUUUAAAGCAAAUAUUAUUUUUGUUUUAUUUUAUAGAAGUAUUUAAUUUGUAGAAGGCAUUCGGCUGAUUAUUUAUUUAAUUAAGUAAAAUAUAUCUGACUUGAAUUCAGUUUUUUUUUAAUUUAAAGCAUUCGUAUUUAUCUAUCAACUUUUUAAUGAUUAUCUUCAGAAGUAAUUAUUGUUAAAAUAUCUCUGAUAUCAAUUAGGUAAAAAAUAUAUAUGUAAAUGACCUAUUGAUGUCAACAGCCAAUGCCUGUUUUGGAGUAUUGAUAAUAUAUGUAUAUAUAUUUUUUUGUAUUGUACAUGAAAAAUUUAAUUACUUUAAAUUGUUUGUUUUUUUUUUUAAGUACAUUUAUACUAAUUUAUUAUUGUAACAUAGAUUUCAUAACUUUAGUAAGUCUCUUACAAACUGUAGUAAUAUUUAUAUAUUAAAAAAGAAUUAUGUAUUUAAUUAAUAUAUGUAUGUGUUGAUAAAAGCAUCGCUGCAUCCUUUUUUAGCUUUUACUUUAUCUUUGUCUCCACACCAGUUUUAUUGAUUCUAUUGAAUUUGUUUUUGUGUCUGCGUUGAUUUAAUAAAGUACUUAAAACACAAUA